AUGUGGAGUUUAUCAUGGCAUAAUCUACUCCCCUGCCUCCUCUUCAUGUACUUGAAUUUUCGAGUUACUUUCUCUUUGCCUAUUAAUUCUUCUUCUCCUUCUACAAAACUUUGCUCCCCUGAGCAAAGUUUAGCCUUACUCCAGUUUAAGAAUACCUUGACAAUUGAUAAUAGUUCUUAUUAUGAUUGUGAAGAACAUUCUCAUCCUAAGACAGACUCCUGGAAGGAGAGUACUGAUUGCUGCUCAUGGGAUGGAGUCACUUGUGAUAGCUUCACAGGUCAAGUGAUUGGCCUUGAUCUUUCUUCUAGUUGGAUCCGUGGCACUGUCUAUGACAACAGUAGUCUCUUCCUCCUUCACCGUCUCCAGAAGCUCAAUCUAGCUUGUAAUGAUUUUAGUGAAUCCACUAUCUCAUCCAAGUUUGGUCAGUUCAUGCAACUGACACAUCUUAACCUUUCUCUCUCCGGUUUCUAUGGCCUAAUACCUACUGAAAUCUAUCACCUAGCAGAACUUGUUUCAAUUGAUCUUUCUGGUAACUGGGGGCUUGAAUUACUAGAACUCAGCCAACAUGUUUUCGGUAAGCAAUUGCAGAAUCUAACAAAACUAAGACUUCUUGAUGGUGUGAAUAUGUCUUCAGUUGCUCCUGGCUCCUUGGUGAACCUGCCUUCAACUCUAAUAUCUCUUGUUAUCAGCAAUACACGCCUGCAAGGCAACUUCCCAGAAGACGUUUUUCGCCUUCCAUUCCUCCAAAAGUUCAGUUUAACCGGAAAUGAAUUUCUAACAGGUACUUUACCAAAGUAUAAUUGGAGCUCUUCACUGAGAUUCUUGGAUCUCUCUGGCACAAAUUUCUCAGGAAAGUUACCUGACACAAUCGGCAACCUUAUAUACUUGAAUGUUUUGAAUCUCUCAAGCGUCCCUUUGUACUUCCAUAUGAAGGAUCUUUCUUUCAACAAAUUCAAAGGGCCGAUUCCAACAUCAUUUUGGAACUGCACGGAAAUAACUUCUUUGGAUUUGUCAGGCAACAACUUUACAGGCGAAGUUGCAACGUCAUUAUCUAAACUCAGUCAGCUUAAAAGUUUAAAUCUCAGUGGGAACAAUUUUGAAGGAAAGUUCCCCGAUGUUUUUGGCAAUCUCAGCAAAUUAACUGAUCUAGAUCUUUCAUUGAACAAUUUCAGUGGUCAGUUGCCGUCUUCAGCAUUCAACCUCUCACAGCUUUCUGUUUUAGACUUAUCCAAAAAUCAAGUUGAAGGUCAUAUACCAUUUCAAGAAAGUGGUCUUUCAAAUCUAAUUUCUCUCAAGAUGUCUAAUAAUUUUCUUGCCGGAAGAGUACCAUCUUGGUUGUUUACUCUGCCAUCUUUAGAGACAUUAGACCUUAGCAAUAACAAACUCACAGGUCCAAUUGAGGAGUUCCAUCCGACUGGUUCAGUGAAAGAUGUUUCUUUGAUGAAUAACGAGAUUCGAGGUCCAAUUCCAAAUUCCAUGUUUGAACUCUUAAACCUUACAUCCCUCCACCUUUCAUCCAACAACUUGAGUGACAAUGUUAAUGCAUACAAGUUGUCUAAGCUCAAAAAUCUCGUUUCCAUUGACCUCUCUCACAACACCUUACUAUCAUUUGUUAAUCAGAAAAAUGAAACCUUUACGUUGCCCAGCCUUCAGAGCUUCAGUUGCUCUUCUUGCCACAUAAAUGAAUUCCCUAUUUUCUUAAGAACUUCAUACACCUUGUAUUUCUUAGACCUUUCAAACAAUAGAAUUCAUGGCGAAAUUACUCAAUGGCAAUUUGAAUUGUUUCACAAUUUGUUUUGUUUGAAUCUUUCUCACAAUUUUCUUACGAGUUUCUUCCCUUUUGAAAAAACUUCAAAUAUGAAUCUAUGGGUUCUUGACCUUCAAUCCAACUUGCUCCAAGGCCCACUUGCAAUUUUACAUGCACCAUUGAUGGACACCUUAUUACUUUCCCACAACAUGUUGACGGGAGAGAUCUCUUCGUCAAUUUGCAACUUGAGCAAUAUGCAUGUUCUUGACCUGUCUAACAAUAGCUUAAGUGGAACAAUUCCUCAAUGUCUAGGAAACGCUUCUAGUCUUUCACUCUUGAACCUUGAAAUGAACAAUUUCCAUGGUAACAUCCCCUCAAUAUCUGCAUAUAGCUCCAUUCAAUAUAUCAACCUUAACGACAAUAAUUUGGAGGGAUCAUUACCACCUACAUUGGUUAACUGUUGUGAUUUGGAAGUUCUAAAUGUUGGGAACAACAUGAUAAAUGAUACUUUUCCUCAUUGGUUUGCAAAGCUUCCACGGCUAAAAGUUCUAAUAUUGAGAUCUAAUAGAUUUCAUGGUUCCGUUGGAAAAUCAAAGACAAGAUUAUCAUUUCAUAAGCUACGAAUAAUUGAUAUCUCUCACAAUCAGUUCACAGGUACUUUGCCAACAAGAUUUUUUGAGAAAUUUAAUAUGAUGGGCGGGAAAAAAUUUACAGGUCAAUUGGAAUAUCUGGUAGUGGAAAUGCUUUCACCGUUUCGAUUCAGCUAUUGGGAGCUUCCGCAUUAUUAUUUAUAUUAUUCAAUUGUUUUAACAAUGAAAGGUGUUGAUAGAGAAAUAGACAGAAUUCAAAACGUUUUCACAAUGAUGGAUUUGUCAAACAACCAAUUUGAAGGACAAAUUCCUAAAGCUAUUGGAAAGCUUAAUUACCUGCAGGCCCUCAACUUGUCUCAUAAUAAUCUUACAGGUCAUAUUCCACCAUUAUUGGAAAAUUUGACACAACUUGAAUCAUUGGACUUCUCCUUCAACAACUUCGUUGGAGAGAUUUCUAAUCAGCUGACAAGUCUAAAAUUUCUUUCUAUGUUUAACCUUUCAUACAACCAACUUGUUGGAUCCAUACCUCAUGGAUAUCAAUUUGAUACAUUUCAAAAUGACUGUUAUAUUGGAAACUUUGGGUUGUGUGGAUCCCCAUUGUCAAGGAAGUGUAUUCCUGAUAAGCCACCAUCUCCAAUACCAUCAAUCUACCAUGAAGAAGAUGAUGAGUCGAGCUGGUUUGAUUGGAAAAUUGCCUUGAUGGGUUAUGGAUGUGGACUGGUGUUGGGCUUAUCCAUUGGAUAUAUUGUAUUCACAACAAGAAAACCGCAAUGGUUCGUAAGGAAGAUUGAAAGAGUAAGUCUGAGAAACAUGAGGAAAGUUGAAAAAAGGCCUCCAAGAAGAAGAAAUUAG
This is a messenger RNA of Pistacia vera, 3189 nucleotides long. Its product is annotated as receptor-like protein 54. Lineage: Eukaryota; Viridiplantae; Streptophyta; Magnoliopsida; Sapindales; Anacardiaceae. The coding region runs from base 1 to 3189 and encodes 1062 amino acids. The transcript has a single exon. The record is from RefSeq and is a predicted model, not a curated record. Gene Ontology annotation, molecular function: protein binding.